AUGCACGCUGUGCACAGUGGCACCGCCUGCGCCUUGGUGGUGCUGUUGCAGCCCAUCUGGCUCCACAACCAAUCACCUGCGAGCGGCAAUCGCAGCUCGCCAUCCGAUUGGCGGAGCGCGCAGUGGUCCUCGUACAGCAUCGUACACUGCUUUACUGCCAACUCGCCUGCGCCGUGCAUUCGGACGCCUCUCCAACAUUGCAGUGCGGCCAAACACGUUGAUGACUGUGUGACGGAGACGGGUCUAAUAUUGUCUCUUGUCCCGCACCGACUCAAUUUCUCCAAAACUCCCAACAGACAUACCUCACGAAGCGUCAUGGAAUCAGUUUCGAGCACAGAGGCGACCGCGCCCGCGCCUACCGCGUCGGCGUCUGAACUGCAGAAGACUGGCCAGUCGCACCCUGCGCCUGUCGUUGAGCAGCAAGCGCAGCAGCCCGCACCGACGGCGCAACAGAUAGACGGGGAACCCAAGGCAUCCGGAGAAGAUAAGCAAGGGCCACCGACUGCACAGCCGCGACCGAACCCUGCGGCGCAAGCGGCGCAGACCAGACCGAUCGCCAAGCUUACCAGAGAGAGCUACAACCAGCAAUCCCUGGGUACAUCGCUCAACUCAAAAGUCAAACAGUCACGCGUUCUCAUGGUUGGAGCCGGAGGCAUUGGGUGCGAGCUUCUAAAGAACCUGGUUCUCAUGGGCUUUGGUGAAAUCCACAUUGUCGACCUCGAUACGAUCGACCUCUCGAAUUUGAAUCGCCAAUUUCUUUUCCGCCAAGAACACAUAAAAAAGUCCAAAGCCUUGGUGGCAAAGGAGGCGGCCGAGCGGUUUAACCCCAACGUCCGAAUUGUCGCAUACCACGCAAACAUUAAAGAUGAUCAAUUUACUGUCGCAUGGUUUCGCGGGUUUACGGUUGUUUUCAACGCACUGGAUAACCUAGAAGCGCGUCGCCAUGUCAACAAAAUGUGCCUAGCUGCCAACGUGCCACUCAUAGAGAGUGGCACAACGGGGUUCAAUGGACAGACUCAGGUGAUUAAGAAGGGCGUCACAGCGUGCUACGACUGCACGCCCAAAGAGACGCCCAAAUCAUUUCCUGUGUGCACGAUUCGCAGCACACCGAGUCAGCCCAUUCACUGCAUUGUGUGGGGUAAAAGCUAUCUGCUAAAUGAGAUAUUCGGUGCUAGUGAAGACCAGGCUGCCUUUGAUCACUCCGAGGAUGCCGAAAAUGCUAAUCAGAUUGCAGCCAAGGAAAUUGAGGAGCUGAAGAGAGAAUCAGAGGCACUGAAGAAGAUUCGCGCCGCCGUCGGAACACCCGAAUUCCCCAAGAUGCUGUUUGACAAAGUUUUCAAUGCCGAUAUUGAACGACUGCGUUCUGUGGAAGAGAUGUGGAAAUCCAGAACACCGCCCGUAGCCCUCGAUUACGCCAAGGUACUGAGCGAAGCAGGCGACGCAAUCGCAUCAACAGACGCCUUACUUGCCGACGAUCAAAAGAUUUGGUCUCUUGAAGAAAACCUGGCGGUGUUCAAUGACAGUCUGGAGCGAUUGAGCAAGCGCGCGAUCGAACUGAACAAGGCCCAGGGACCGUCCGACCUGGAACCAAUCAUCGCAUUUGACAAGGAUGAUAUCGAUACAUUGGACUUUGUCACUGCUAGCGCAAAUAUACGCUCGACAGUGUUUGGAAUAGAGAAAAAGUCAAGGUUUGACGUCAAACAGAUGGCGGGUAACAUUAUUCCCGCUAUUGCAACAACCAACGCCAUAGUCGCGGGACUCUGUGUGCUGGAGUCGUUCAAAAUUUUGAAAGGGGAAUACGACCAGGCAAAGGAGGUUUUUCUGACGCCUUUUGCUUCAGCGCGACUUCUUGCACCUGACAGGUCACGUCCACCGAACCCUGAGUGUCCAGUGUGUGGUGUCUUCAAUACUAGUGUCAUUGUCGACCUAUCACGAGCCACGCUGGGUGAUGUUGUUGAGGGCUAUCUCAAAGAGGAUCUGGGCCUCGGAGACCGGGAAAUCUCUGUAAACAAUGAUGUCGGCAUUCUCUACGACUUUGACGAGACGGAUAACUUGCCAAGGAAGCUUACGGAGCUAGGCAUUCGCAAUGGAAGUUUCCUCACCAUCAUGGACGACUCUGAAGAGGAUACGCUGGUCAAUAUCGUUCUUGAUAUUGAAGAAGGGGCGCUCGACGCAACAGAGAAGCCUUAUAAAGGUGUACCUGAGGGCAAGUCUGAUAUUCCGAGAAAGUCAAAGAAAGAAGCCUUACCGGAAACGAACGGCACCAGCACGACAAAUGGCACUGUCCAUGUCGAAGGCCCCAAGGGGGUGAAGCGGCCCAACGAUGACAGCGAGUGGCAGUCCUCGAAAAAGGUCAAGGUUGCUGGUGCAGGACAGGAAGAUGACGUCGUGUUGGUGGAUGAUGCUGGCGGCGCAAUUGUCAUUGAUGACUGA
Molecule: messenger RNA, 2433 nt
Organism: Beauveria bassiana ARSEF 2860
Lineage: Eukaryota; Fungi; Ascomycota; Sordariomycetes; Hypocreales; Cordycipitaceae
Product: ThiF family protein
Exons: 6
Coding region: 1-2433 (810 amino acids)
Biological process (GO): protein sumoylation
Cellular component (GO): cytoplasm; SUMO activating enzyme complex
Molecular function (GO): SUMO activating enzyme activity
Source: RefSeq, a predicted model, not a curated record